AUGUCUGAGCUACGUCGGAGGAUCUUUGGCAUACGGAGUCCUGACAGCACGCCGUCGACUUCUCGAGAUGUCAGUCCUACACCACCACAGAAAGAUGGCGCAACGGGCGAAAGUUACAAGGUCAUACCGGCGACAAAGCUCGAUAAGCUGAGCAAGAAGAAGACAAAGGGCGUAAGGCGGCGGAACUUAUGGAUCUUUGCAUUGGGCGGCAUCUUCGGGAUCUUGGUGGCAGGCUUCUUUGCAAGCAGUAAUGGCGGGUUGGACAAGAUGGUGGAGCUGGCUGGUUUGCAGGAUAUGAAUCUAGACAGCCUACUCGAUGUGCUACCGGCUGGACUGAUCAAGGAUGUACGGGAUCUGCAGAAUAAUGAGAAAGCAGCGGUCUCCUACGACUCCUUCGCCAUUGGCUUGCAAGCUCGUGCGGAAGGCAUAGCGCAUAAAUAUCCGGUUAUCAUGAUACCCGGAGUGAUCUCAACCGGUCUUGAGUCUUGGGGCACCGAAGAGCAAUCUCGACAAUAUUUUCGGAAGCGAUUAUGGGGCUCCUGGAGUAUGAUGAGAGCUUUAGUCCUCGACAAGCCCAGCUGGAAGAAGCAUAUCAUGCUCGACAAAUAUACUGGUCUUGAUCCACCCGGUGUGAAACUCAGGGCCGCACAAGGCUUCGACGCAGCCGACUUCUUCAUUACUGGAUACUGGAUCUGGAACAAGAUCUUGGAGAACCUGGCGACCAUCGGUUACGAUCCCACGAAUGCCUUCACAGCAGCAUACGACUGGCGUUUGAGCUACAUGAACUUUGAAAAGCGCGAUCAGUACUUCUCGCGGCUCAAGAACCAUAUCGAGCUGGCUAAACAGGUUUCCGGGGUGAAAGUAGUGCUUCUGUCACACUCCAUGGGCUCUCAAGUGCUGUUCUACUUCUUCCACUGGAUCGAGGCAGAAGGUCAUGGCAAUGGUGGACCUAGCUGGGUGAACGACCAUAUCGAGUCCUGGAUAAACAUCUCCGGCUGCAUGCUCGGUGCCCUGAAGGAUCUGCCAGCCAUGCUCAGUGGCGAGAUGCGAGAUACUGCGCAACUUAGUGCUCUCGCUGUAUAUGGUCUCGAGAAGUUCUUGUCCCGUCAGGAGCGAGCGGAGAUAUUUCGACGCAUGCCUGGCAUCAGCAGUAUGCUACCAAUGGGUGGCGAGGCAGUUUGGGGCAAUCAUUCUUGGGCGCCCGACGACCCUCCUGGCAAGAACAUGACAUAUGGCAAUUUCAUCAACUUCCGAGAGGUCAACAAUUCUCGGACUACGCCUGGUAAUAUGACAGUAGCUCAGGCGCUGCCAUAUCUUUACGACCAUACCGAGCAAUGGUAUCGUGAUAAUGUACAGCAAGCGUACUCCCACGGCGUCGCAUACACGCGGAAGGUGAUCGAAGAUAACAACGCAAUCCCUGCCAAAUGGAUCAAUCCCCUCGAGACACGAUUGCCAUUGGCCCCGGAUAUGAAGAUAUAUUGCUUCUACGGUAUCGGCAAGCCUACUGAAAGAGCUUACUACUACCGCGAGGACGCAGGCGCACUCAACAAGAGCACAGUCAUGAUCGAUACCACGGUGAGCACUCCCGAUGGCUACGUUGACCGUGGCGUGAUCAUGGGCGAAGGCGACGGCACAGUCAAUUUGUUAAGCACGGGCUAUAUGUGCAACAAAGGCUGGAAGGUAAAGCGAUAUAAUCCUGCUGGGAUCAAGGUCACGACUUAUGAAAUGCCGCACGAGCCGGACAGGUUCAGCCCACGUGGUGGUCCAAAUACCGGUGACCACGUUGAUAUUCUUGGUCGCUCGUCGCUCAAUGAUCUCAUUCUACGAGUUGCUGGUGGUAAGGGACAUCUGAUUGAGGACACUAUUCACAGCAACAUCCUGGAAUAUGCGGAGAAGGUCAAGAUCUACGAAGAGGAAUCCGAGGAGGCAAAAGAAUCAUAG
This is a messenger RNA of Recurvomyces mirabilis, 1941 nucleotides long. RefSeq names its product phospholipid:diacylglycerol acyltransferase (gene LRO1). The transcript is spliced from 2 exons. Gene Ontology annotation, molecular function: phospholipid:diacylglycerol acyltransferase activity. Gene Ontology annotation, cellular component: cytoplasm; perinuclear endoplasmic reticulum. Gene Ontology annotation, biological process: triglyceride biosynthetic process; lipid storage. Bases 1 to 1941 code for a protein of 646 amino acids. The record is from RefSeq and is a predicted model, not a curated record. Lineage: Eukaryota; Fungi; Ascomycota; Dothideomycetes; Mycosphaerellales; Teratosphaeriaceae.